Messenger RNA from Australozyma saopauloensis, 2031 nucleotides. RefSeq names its product sorting nexin 1. The coding region runs from base 1 to 2031 and encodes 676 amino acids. Gene Ontology annotation, cellular component: endosome. Gene Ontology annotation, biological process: retrograde transport, endosome to Golgi; protein retention in Golgi apparatus. The record is from RefSeq and is a predicted model, not a curated record. Gene Ontology annotation, molecular function: phosphatidylinositol binding. The transcript has a single exon. NCBI's taxonomy places the organism in Eukaryota, Fungi, Ascomycota, Pichiomycetes, Serinales, Metschnikowiaceae.
AUGGACGAAGACUUGACAGCGUCGCAUUGGGACGACGUCCUUCUGCCAUCAAAGAAUGACCUUUCAGUUUCAAAUCAUUUCCACAGUUUGGCCAUUGACGAUCCGCAUAGAGAUCCCGAAGUCAAAGUCGAGGAAUACGAUCUAGACAACGAUCGUGAUGAUCACAAUGACGAAGAGACUCCCUACGAUGAAGGAGAAACUGACACUGCAUUGGAAUUGGACCGCUCAUCUCAGCAGGGACUCUAUUCGUCGCUGCAUCGGUCAUUUCUUCCGGAGUUUUCUGCUUCGGCGCCUUCUGAGUUUGAGCAAGAAGAACGCCGACAAAAGAACGCUGCAAUGGUGGAUCAACUUACUGCUGGUGCGGAUAAGCUAGAACUUGAAGCCGCAAGUCGUCUGGUUCUCGAAAUUGACUCCUCAGCGGCCCUUUUUGCAGACAAGGGGUCUCCUAUCAAAAUAGAUUCAUCUUCAAAUGCGGCUCCUCAAUCGCCAACACGCGCACCAGCAUUGAAGAAUGGUAAGUUGCGAACCAAGCGGUUCCGCAAAUAUCCUCCUCUGACCGUGGUCACGCAUUUGAAAGGGGAUGUGGCUCCUGCCAAUGAUCCGUUAUUGUCCGCGGGCCCUGAUCCAUCCAAAGACUCUCGUCUGGUUUCUGGCGCUAGUGACAAACAGAAAGAAAUUGUCAAGGAUAUGAAUGCUCCGCUUUAUGAUGUUCCAUCCGCUUCCGAGAGUCAGGCACAAGAUCAUAUUGGAUCCGGUCCCUUGCUACCUUCAUCAGAGAUCUCUACCGAGGAAAUUAUCCUGGAAAACGGUAGAAAAGGAAAACAACCCACUUCAAGCGCAUCUUACCUCAAGAUCUCUGUCGGUGAUCCUGUCAAGGUAGGUGAUAUCACAACUGCGCAUAUUGUAUACCAAAUUCGAACCGUAAAUGACAACCCAGACUCCACCGUCUUCCAAGGAUCAGAGUCUAUCGUAUCCCGGAGAUACAAGGACUUCCGCUGGAUUUACCAUCAGCUCCAGAGUAAUCACCCUGGAAGGAUAAUCCCACCACCUCCCGCAAAACAGACAUACAUUGGACGCUUCAACGAAAAUUUCGUUGAAAACAGACGAAUGUCCCUUGAAAAAAUGCUUUCGAAAAUAUCCAAGGUCUCUUGUCUCGCAGAUGAUCCCGACUUUAUCAUGUUCUUGACAAGCAAUGAUUUUGCUAAUGAAUCUAAGGAGCGAGAGAGCGCCAGCGGGUCUGCCGCAUCACACGCAAGUUUAGCAGAUGAUGACAAUGAUAGCUCUUCGCCUUCCGUUAUCUCCUCGAGUGGAGGGCCCCAGGGUUUCAUUAGCUCGCUAUUCUCAAUGGCUCCAAAAAUUGAAGAACCUGACGAAUUCUUUGCAAACAAAAAGGUCUAUAUCCAAGACCUCGAAUUUAAUCUCAAAACUUUUAGUAAGUCACUCGAAAUGAUUGUGACUCAGCGUGUCGAAACUAUUUCAGUUGUCGAGCAACUCUCCAGUUCGUUCGAAGAGCUUGCUGACGUAGAAAUUCUGAAAAAGACCAAGGAUCUCCUUUCUGCAUUUGCAAACGUGAACGAGAAACUCAAGGAUAAUCUAGAGCGGGUGAACUUGCAAGAGCAGCUCACAUUAGGAUUUACUAUUGAGGAAUACCUACGAAUCAUUGGAUCCAUUAAGUACGUUUUUGAGACCAGAACGAGAAUCUAUCACCAGCUACAUACUUUUCAAAGUGAUUUGAGCAAAAAAGAAGAGUCUCUUGAGAAGCUCACCUCAAAGUACAAGAGCUCUGUCGACAAAAUCAACAUGCUCAAAUUUGAGGUCGAUAAGCUCCAGCAAAAAGUAGCCUACUUUAGUGAGAAUUUCAAGAGCAUUAGUGAGACAAUUCGAAGCGAGCUAGACACUUUUGAGAUUGAAAAGAUCGAUGACUUCAGAAACAGUGUUGAGAUAUACAUAGAGAGUUCGAUUGAGUCGCAGAAAGAGGCCAUUGAAACGUGGGAAACCUUUUACGAGCGUCAUAACUUGUCAUCUGUAUAG